AGGCGCCUUGAUCCCCUCUUCGCAAUCUCAAUCGGUCUCGCCGCUGCUGCAACACGGAUUCAGCGCGAGGAGAGGGAAAAGGGGAGGGAUGUAAGGGAGAGUUGGGAGGUCUUAAGGAGGAGGUGGGGGAUCUUUUUGAAGGGGGAGGGGAAGUCGUAG
Molecule: messenger RNA, 159 nt
Organism: Bipolaris maydis ATCC 48331
Lineage: Eukaryota; Fungi; Ascomycota; Dothideomycetes; Pleosporales; Pleosporaceae
Source: RefSeq, a predicted model, not a curated record